This is a messenger RNA of Candidula unifasciata, 1212 nucleotides long. NCBI's taxonomy places the organism in Eukaryota, Metazoa, Mollusca, Gastropoda, Stylommatophora, Geomitridae. The record is from the annotation of a GenBank genome assembly.
CAUUUCGUGAUCUUGCCAAGUCAAAGCGUCUGCGUUCCACAGAAUGUAACCUUCUUCCCACAAGUACUGAAACAGCACGGUUACAAGACGCAUGCAGUUGGCAAGUGGCAUCUGGGAUUCUGUAACUGGGGCUGUACUCCAACAUACCGCGGAUUCAAUUCCUUUUAUGGCUUUUAUAAUGCAGCAGAAGAUUACUACACAAAGGAAACUUCUGGAUAUUACGACUUCAGAUUCAACCUAACAGUUCACAAAGAAGCAAAAGGCGGCUAUUCAGCAGAGCAGUACGCGAGCAGAGCGGAGGAUAUUAUUCGCUUCCAUAACACGGAUUCGCCCCUGUUUCUCUACCUAGCGCUGCAGAAUGUGCACACGCCUCUACAGGUGCCCCAAAAAUACUUGGACAUGUACACAAACAUUGAAGACGAAAACAGACGCAAUUUAUCAGCAAUGGUGACGGCAUUAGACGACGUAGUCGGCCGUGUGGUAACUGCACUGAAACAGAAGGGAAUCUACAAUGACACUUUGAUUUUCUUCACCUCAGAUAACGGUGGCUGGACCCCUUCUGGGAGCAACAAUCUUCCACUCAGGGGCGGCAAAGCUUCACUGUUUGAGGGGGGUACCAGAGUUGUCACCUUUCUACACGGGCCCGUGUUGAACCAGUCCGGUGUUAUUUAUAACGGAAUGAUUCACGCUGUUGAUUGGUUCCCGACAUUGGCAAGCGCCCUUGGGAUCAAUUAUACAGAUCAGAACCAGGACGGAGUCAACCAAUGGGAAGCCAUCAUAAGUGGAGGAGAAUCCAAGAGGUCAGAGUUCGUGUACAACAUGGAUUAUGAUCCACACCCUGCCCAGGGAGCAGUGGCUAUCCGAAUGGGCGACUACAAGCUCAUCGAGGGUUUUCCCGGACCCUACCAGGAACACUAUCAGAUCGGAGCCAAAGAUCAGGGGUACGCAGGCCCGUUCAGUCCCAAGCCAAUCAUGGACUGGGUGGCUCGGGGCCCCUACAAUGACACCAUCAAUGCCAAGCUUCUGUACAAUCUAAAAGAUGACCCGUACGAGUGCAACAACCUGUACGACCACCUACCCCACGUAGCCAGGAGACUGCACGAAAGACUGGGACAGUACAAGAAACAAUACGUGGCCCCAAACUUCCCAGACAGCAACCGACUAGCCGACCCGAGAAACUAUGGCGGUUUCUGGUCUCCAGGCUGGUGCUAA